GAAUUCAAGGAGACAUAGGUUGGAAAACUUUCACAGGUAUUUUUGUUGUCUCUUAAAUUUGGAAAUUCAGUCUUCAGUUUAUGAUAUAAAAGUAUUUUGAAAGAGAAAGAAAAGGAAUGUUCACAAAGUCCUGAAUAUUUUGCUAAUUCAUGGGGUUUUUUUCUCUGUAGGAGAAAUGUAUGCAGGAGGAAGAGUAAUAUUGUCUUAUUAAUCAGAGGUGCAAUUCACAAAACAAAACUGCCCUUUGGAAUAUCUGGGAAAUGAAAGGCACUACAAAGUAUACAAAUUAACACUUCUUUGGUUUCAAGUAUUUAGUGUCAGCCUCUCAUGCCCUUCACCUAUGGUAUUUAAACAUCUCCAUUAUAUUUUUAGACUCAUAAACCGAUGUGUAUAAGACGCACAUGUGUGUUUAUACACAAUUUCUUACAAACAUUCAUCUCACAGCCGUGUAUGCUGCUACUCUCAGCAGAUUGGAAUGGGUGCAUUAGCCAUAGGUAGAGUAACACCUUUCUCAGCAACAGCCUCGCCUUCCGUUCUUUUUAAGUGGCAAAAUGGGGCUUUUAUAGUUGAUUACUUGCAGGUCUGCUGGAAAUAAGCAAAUUGUUGCUCUGUUAGAACUUUCAGCCUUCUCUCCAACUCCCUUGUUUCACAGCUUCCUAAAAAAAACUUGGCACAAGUUUCUAAAUAAUGUCACUGAGUUUUGUUGUCUGCACGAACCCAUCUUGCAGCUUGUUCAGAUAAAACUGCAGUAGUUCUGUUCUCUGUGUAGGGUCAUAAGGCUACUCAAGAAGUGGUUGCUCCUUGAACUUUUUUUUUCUAUUAAGUAACAGUAGGCCAAGAAAAUGGAAAUUUCUACAAAACUGGGUAGAUAUGGGUUUUCUCAUUUAAUAGGAAGUCUAGUACUCCUGCAGAUGACACUAGAGUGACUGUAGGGGGUCAUAUUGAAAGUCAGUGUAACCCAGGAUUGUAUCUCCAGCAGAGGCCCAAAGUGGAUGCUUGGGGAGGAAUAUAACAAUGAGGCAUGUAAUGAUUUUUCCUUUUGUGUAGCAUGGAUUUGGAGGCUCAAAAAGCACUCAAACUUUUUGGAAAACAAUUGUACUUUAUAGGUACUUUGAGACCAGAGUCCAUUCUCUACUAGCCCAAAUAACAGAACAUAUUCGGUAAAUGCCAAAGAUAUUUUCUCAGGAAAACAAGUUCAUUACUUUUUUAUUAUUUUCUUUAGGAGUUCUUAAGGAAUGCCAUCUAUUUGCAUUUUUCUUUUUAAAUAGUUAAUAUUCUAAAUUGGGAAGAGUAACUUCAGUAGUUUAAAGAGAACCAUCAUUUGUUUGAAGAAUUUCCCAAAUCCUUAACAUGAAGAGCAAGGUGGGUCAAGAUGGGUCGUGUCAGGAAACAGACAAAAUAAGCUGCUUUCUAUUUCAGGAAGUUCCGGAAGAGAUGCAAGAGCUGCGGGAAACAUCUAACUGAUACUCUGAAGAAACAGCAGACUUUUGUUGGCUUCCUCAGUUGUGCUUAAUUUGCACCGUUGGCAAAAACUCUGAUUCUGUUUUAAAUGAUUCUCUGGGCCUGUCUUCUAUCAAUGCAGUUAUUAUCUCUGUCUACUGUUAGCCAAAUUUGAGGGUAGUCUUUGAAGCAUGAGGAAAGCGAUGUGCUGGAGGAGGUGUCUGAAGUUCUCAUCCUUUAUGGAAAGAAUAUAUUGUGUUACAAGUGUCAUUAGCUCUUUCAAGAGAUCUGUCUGGGAUAAUACUUUUGUCUUGAUCUGCUUUAUGAACUAGAAAAGGUACUUGGUUAAGAAUUGUACUUUCAGUUUUCUCUUUCUGGAAGCAAAGGCAAGAGAAAACUAUUCAUGAUUCUCAUUCUGGACUCAAAUUCACACCUAACUUGUCCUGUCAUCAAUCUGCAAAAAUCACAGGCUUGAAAUAAAAGAUGCUUGGUAUAAAUAAAGCUUAUAGCACAUAUAAAAAUAGGAGAAAAGAGUUCAAUCUAGUUUAAGUAAUGAUAACAUAAGUGUCUGCAGAGGUUUAACAAGGCAGUCAUACACAAGCAGAGAUCAUCAAUUCUUGGCAAAAAUAUUCAGAGGAUCAGUCUUAACUGCAAGACACUACCUAGACACAGAUAACAUCCAGAACAUGUCCAGAUUUGGCAAUUUUACUGAAGUACUUAGAUAACGUAAUACAUAUUUCAACAUUUAAACAUUUCCUUCUUUUGUCUAUCUGUGAUAUAAAGCAGCUCCCACCCACUUGACGUUAUAGACUAAGUGAUUCAGAUCUAUUGGCUCUUGGUUGUGGAAAAAUCUGCCUGGAGGUCAGUCGUGGUUCAUACCACAAGCAGCCAUCCUUUUUUUUGCUCUGCUUAACUUCAGCUGGCAUUUUUAAAUGGGCACAUAUAUUCUUAUUUUCAGCUGUGUUUGAUUAAAGGUCUGCAUGGAGUGUUAUGCCAAGUGUAAGGACCUCUGUGUGCUCUGUGCAUGUGGGAUCCUGUCUGUGAAAGUUAGCUGGCCCCUGCUGUGUCCGAGCACAAAGUAAAGGAGGUGACUGCAAUUCAAAGGCCAGAACUGAGAGGGAGCCUAGAGGAGGCCAUUGCUGCCAGUCUGGUGGUAUCACUGUAUGAGCACCUCAGCAAAUUGAUCCAGCCCAGAAACUGCUUUAGUAGUCUCAGAGAAGUUCUGCUGUGUCCCUGAAUGUCUUCUCUCAAACUAAAGGAGGCUUCUACUUGCCUACCCAUUUCCUGUACACAACAAUCAGACUUUAGUAAUUGGAACUUUUCUGAUUUACAAACCCACAUGAGACUUUUUGGAUUCAUUAUGCAUGAAGCAAAGUGUAUUUGGGGAUGAAUAAUGUUCCUUCUUUUUUUCUUUUCACUGAAUAGUUUGGGGGCUGGGGGUUUUGAUUCCGUAGAUAUUUUAACAGAAAUGCAUUUUUCCUUUUGACAACUCUCAGAAAUAUGCUCCGUUAAGAACCUCCUACAUGGUAUGUAUUUGCAAUUUGUAAACACAGUAUGUCAAAGAAUGAUUUGAUUCAGUGGCAAAGCAGCCAGAUAUUUGCAUGUCAUGAGGUCUAAGGGAAACAAACUGACCCUCAGCCUUCCCCCAUCCAGCCAAAUUCUGAUGGGACCCUCAAAUAGCUCUGGCAAAGUGUUCUGUUUCUUUUGGACUUGAUGAAUGCUUGUUUCUGUGAAGGCGUGUAAUUAUUUCUUCCUUUAUUUUGCUACACAAGUUACCAAGAGAAGCAGCUUAAAACAAAACAUCACGUGGAGAGCCCCAACAGAAUGACCAGCAGUCACACAGACUGCCAUUACUGCCUGCAGUCUCUUCGUGGAAGGAAAUAUGCAUUGAGAGAUGAAAACGCUUAUUGUGUUGCAUGUUAUGACAGCCUGUAUGCCAACCCCUGUGAAGAGUGCAAGCAACCUAUUGAGUGCAAUUCCAAGGAUCUGGCCUACAAAGGCCGCCACUGGCAUGAGAGGUGCUUCAAGUGUGCCAAGUGCAGUCGCUCGCUGGUGGAGAAACCGUUUGCUGCCAAGGACGAGGUCUUGCUGUGUACGGAAUGCUACUCUGAUGAGUAUUCAUCUAAGUGUUUCCACUGCCAGAAGACUAUUAUGCCUGGUUCCCGUAAAAUGGAAUUUAAGGGGAGUUCCUGGCAUGAAUCCUGUUUUGUUUGCCGGUAUUGUCAGCAACCAUUGGGAACAAAACCAUUAAUCACCAAAGACAAUGAGAAUUACUGCGUGCCCUGCUUUGAGAAGCAAUUUGCUCACCAUUGUUACUCUUGCAAAAAGGUAAUAACUUCUGGAGGCGUGACCUGCCAUGACCAGCCUUGGCAUAAAGAAUGUUUUGUUUGUGCUGGGUGUAAAACCCAGCUGUAUGGACAAAGGUUUAUUUCCAAAGAUGAGUACCCAUACUGUGUGGACUGUUUCAGCAAAUUGUAUGCUAAGAAGUGUGCUGCUUGCAAGAAACCUGUUACAGCUCUCGGAAGUGCCAAAUAUAUCUCAUUUGAAGAGCGUCAGUGGCACGGGGAAUGCUUUAACUGUGCAAAAUGCUCUGUCUCACUGGUGAGCAGGGAAUUCCUCACUCGGCAGGAUGACAUCCUUUGCCAUGAAUGUGCCUCUGCUUCGUAGUUCUGUGGAAAGCUGUACAGCUGCAUUAUUCUCACUCUGUAACAACACAGUUCAUUACUCUGCUGUAAGAAGACCACAUAAAAGUUGUAACAGUUAUUUAGUCAUUCAAGUAACUUUCCCUCAGCAGUUUAAUUCUAUCAUAUCUAUAACUGCUUAUAAAAAAAUUUAAACAGCCCUAUACUGGUUAAGAAAAUUAUGCAGAAAAGAUUCACAUAUAUUUUAAAUCUAACUACAUUAUGUUUUCCUUGUAACACACUGCACUCUGCUGUUAGAAGCUUAAAAAUUUACCUUUCAUCUCCCAUGAAACCAAUGAUUGUGAAAAGUCUGUAUGGUAUAUGAAUAUUGAUGAGGUAUUAACAUUGUUUUACGGAUGCAGACUUGGGCAUGGAGAGCUAGGCACGUACAUUUUUCUAUUGGAUCAUAAAAUCGAUGAGAACAACUCAUAAAUAUUAUAUUCGUCCACACUUUAGGCCAAAAAGAUGCUGACAAAGCAGGCAGAAACUGUGAGGAGGAGAUACUUCCACACAGAGGGCCACUGAGUCAGAGAUGCUCCUUCCAGGGCUAGAUAAAGGGGAAAAAAGGUCACUUUCCUCCUCUUACUGGGAUUGCGAUUGCUCCUCAAAAACAUAGUCUUCAGGCAUUCAAAACACUACAACACAGGUCCUUUCCCAAAACUGGGUAACUGUGCUUAAUUUUUCAGACAUAGUUGCUCUAGAACAUAAAUAAGUUAUUCAAUAUAAGUUUUUCAAUAUUUUGAAAAAAGAGGUGAGAAUUGCCCAAGAUUGAAUAGUGCUAAUGUACAUUUUCCCAUAGCUAAUAUACCGUAGGACUCUUUCUCUAUUGUCUUCGCUAGACCUUCAAAUACAUGCAUAAAGUGUAUAUUUUAAUUAGCAGACACAAGAGCACACUCACAUUUGUCCCUUUAACCUUGUCCCUUCAAAGCUUCUUUGACAGCGAUCAAAGCCCUGUUAAUGGCUUUACCAUUUCAAUUCUGCUAGGUCUUUGAUUCAGAGUCCAUCUUUUUUCUUGUAAAUGCCUGCUUGUGGACAACAAGCUAUAAGCUCUCCAGAACCAGUACUCAAUUCAUGUUACCAUGUGCCACAUGCAGUUGCCAAUAGUGUGUCAAGAAUUAGUAAUGUUGUCAUUGCAAGCUAGGCAGUUCUUGCUUGCAGUACAAGGUCCUGGUUUCUAGGUAGCUGGCUUCGAGAAGGUUCUAUCUGCUUGCUAAGCUUCAGCACUCAAUUGUCUAUUAUUAAAGGUCAUCCAGAGCUGCGUUACAAACAUAUAUCUUCUUCCUUUUUCCAUACUGUAUGUUACAGUGGCCUGGUUCAUGUACUGGGCCAUUGUGAAUGGAGCAGUGAUGUUAAGAAUAGUAGGUUCUGCACUGUUCAGCACUGAGUCUUCAUCUAGCAUGUAUUUAAGUCACUCUUCUUUAGACUCUGACCUUAAGUGCAUAGAAUUUUUUGGCUGACUUGAGUGGCCUUUAUUCAUAGUGAAGACAGCCAUUACUUUAGAUAGGAGACUGAAAAAAAAAGACAAAAAAAAAGAAUAUGUGUGCAUAGCUAAGCCCAGGUUGAACUGCAGUGGCAUAAGAUCAGUACAGAUAACGACUGACCAACAAGUACAUAGCAAUCUGUUUUCCAGUCAAUAAAAUAUUAUCUUUUGCUCUAUGUGGUGUUCAUUUUUGGUUUUCAGUUUCCUCUUCCAUGGUUUUUAUUGCAUUCUAGAUUUUGAUGAGUUUAUGCCUUUUCAUUUUAUCCCAGCUGCUUUCUUUUCUAUUUACUAAUCUCACAUGGCUAAUACAAGUUCUUGGUAAGGCUUAGACUCCCAUAAAUAGAAAUAUGUUUUAUUGCAUUAUGUAUAUAGACAGAUAUAUACAUAUACAUAUACACACACUUAUUGGUUCAUGGUUAUGUAUGAUGUUCUAAAAAUUUGCACUGAGUUAUCAGAGAUUAGCCUAUUAGUAAAUGUUAAUAGUCCUCAAUUUUUUAAUUAAAAUGAUGAAUCACCAUAUUCAGGCUUGUCUGUGGGGUGUACCUUUUGUUUGUUUGUGUGAAAUAACAUUCAGUACAUUGCAAGAAUGUGGUUUGGGCCCUUUAUUCAGUCUUGUCCGAACAGUAUUCCAGCUUAAUUACAAACUGACGCAAGAAUUACCAGGCAGACUCCUAAGACAUGACGCAGUCACAGGUCAGACACGCUGAUCAUGAUAAACCCAGUCUUCCAGCCCUAACAUUUAUGAAAAUGAAAUUCUUCUCUGACUCAUCAACUAAUUAUAUUU
Lepidothrix coronata (blue-crowned manakin) is the source of this 6385-nucleotide messenger RNA. It is a transcript of the gene FHL5, whose product is annotated as four and a half LIM domains 5. Gene Ontology annotation, cellular component: nucleus; Z disc. The record is from RefSeq and is a predicted model, not a curated record. The coding region runs from base 3265 to 4107 and encodes 280 amino acids. The transcript has 6 exons. Lineage: Eukaryota; Metazoa; Chordata; Aves; Passeriformes; Pipridae. Gene Ontology annotation, molecular function: transcription coactivator activity. Gene Ontology annotation, biological process: positive regulation of transcription by RNA polymerase II.